AUGUGGGCACAGACACUUUGGAAGGAGAGCAUUAUGUCAAGACUGGAGUUGUACUUUCCCCAGCCAACCCCACCAGAAGUGAGAAGAGGGCCUGAACAGAUCCUUGCCAAGCCCCUUCAGAGAAAGCAGAGCCUUACACACCUUGCUCCUGGACUUGUGGCUUCCACAACUGUAAGGAGGCAGUGUGAGGUCAAAUCUACAGCUGGAGAUACUCACUUGGGUGGAGAAGACUUUGACAACCGCAUGGUCAACCAUUUUAUUGCAGAGUUCAAGCGCAAACACAAGAAGGAUAUCAGUGAGAACAAGAGGGCUGUGCGUCGUCUCCGUACUGCUUGUGAGCGUGCUAAGCGCACUCUCUCUUCCAGCACCCAGGCCAGUAUUGAGAUUGAUUCCCUCUAUGAAGGAAUCGACUUCUAUACCUCUAUUACCCGUGCCCGAUUUGAGGAAUUGAAUGCGGAUCUGUUCCGUGGCACCCUGGACCCUGUGGAGAAGGCCCUUCGGGAUGCCAAGCUGGACAAGUCUCAGAUCCAUGAUAUCGUCUUGGUGGGUGGCUCAACCCGCAUCCCCAAGAUUCAGAAACUUCUCCAGGACUUCUUCAACGGGAAAGAACUGAAUAAGAGCAUCAACCCUGAUGAGGCUGUUGCCUAUGGUGCAGCUGUUCAGGCAGCCAUUUUGUCUGGAGACAAAUCUGAAAAUGUUCAAGACUUGCUGCUGUUGGAUGUCACUCCUCUUUCCCUUGGAAUUGAAACUGCUGGUGGAGUCAUGACUGUCCUCAUCAAGCGCAAUACCACCAUUCCUACCAAGCAGACGCAGACUUUCACCACCUACUCUGACAACCAGCCUGGUGUGCUCAUUCAGGUUUAUGAAGGUGAGCGUGCCAUGACCAAGGAUAACAACCUGCUUGGCAAGUUUGAACUCACAGGCAUACCUCCUGCCCCACGUGGUGUUCCUCAGAUUGAAGUCACUUUUGAUAUUGAUGCCAAUGGCAUUCUCAAUGUCUCUGCUGUGGAUAAGAGCACAGGAAAAGAGAACAAGAUUACCAUCACUAAUGACAAGGGCCGCUUGAGCAAGGAAGAUAUUGAACGCAUGGUUCAAGAAGCAGAGAAGUACAAAGCUGAAGAUGAGAAGCAGCGGGAUAAGGUGUCUUCAAAGAAUUCGCUUGAAUCCUANGUCAUACAUUGA
Molecule: messenger RNA, 1182 nt
Organism: Odocoileus virginianus texanus
Lineage: Eukaryota; Metazoa; Chordata; Mammalia; Artiodactyla; Cervidae
Source: RefSeq, a predicted model, not a curated record